UGCACAACGCUUGCAUCUACAACCGCACCGAGGACCAGCGGGGUCAUCGCUCGGCGUACCAGCGGCGCCAUCGCUCAGCAUAUCGCCGACGCCAUCGCUGCACCCAGGAGAAGCGUCAUCUCAGGAAGCAGGAUCGUCCCCAGACGGCGCGAUGAUCUACCAAAUGCUGCAAUUAAUGCAGAAGCAGAUGGCCCAACAGCAGCAAAUGAUGUCGCAAUUAAUGCAAUUGCACCCGCUCCCGCAAACGUCGCAGCCCCAGCAGCAUUCGCAGCAGCAGUCUUUCGUCCCGCAGCAGCAGCCCGAGCUUACCAUGGAUGCUUUGGCGAGCAGCAUUUCCGAGUUUCGGUACGAGGCCGAGUCAGACGUUACGUUUUCCGCCUGGUUUUUACGUUACGACGACCUGUUUAAGCAGGACGCCUCCCGACUCGACAACGCGGCGAAAGUUCGUUUACUCGUGCGUAAGCUGGGCACGACAGAGCAUUCACGGUAUACCAGCUUUAUCCUUCCACGAGUUCCGCGCGAUGUGAGUUUCCAAGAUACAGUCAGCAUAUUGAGUUCACUUUUCGGAAGGGCUGAGUUGCUUGUCAGCAAACGAUACAAAUGCAUGAAACUGACAAAAGCGCAAUCCGAAGACAUACUCACAUUCAUCUGCCGCGUGAACCGAUCGUGCGUCGACUACCAGUUUUCGUCCAUGAGUGAGAAUCAGUUUAAGUGUUUGACGCUCGUGUGUGGAUUAAAGGAUGAGGCUGAUUCAGACAUCCGCACACGACUUCUCGCACGCAUCGAGGAACGAAGUGACGUUACUUUGGAGGAUCUUGCAGCAGAGUGCCAGCGGAUAAAGAGCCUGAAGGUUGACAGCGCGAUGAUUGGAACGGAGUCGCGUGAACGAGUCCUUGCAGUGCACGGUGCAGGUAUGCAGUCGAACCAGCGGUACCAUCGAUCGGGCACGCAACCAGCUAAUUUCCGGAAGCAGAAAUCGAGUGAUUCCGGACCAUCGGCGAAACCAUCGAAACCCUGCUGGUUAUGCGGUGAGCUUCAUUGGUCCAGAGUCUGCAAGUUCAAAUCGCAUAAGUGCUCCAAUUGUGGAAAAAUCGGUCAUCGGGAAGGGUUUUGCCGCACAUCAGGACCGAUAAGACGACAGCGCAACUUUCAAAAGCACCGGCAGGUAACAUCACGUGUUGUAACUGUAAAUAUUUGCAGGGUUAACGACAGACGAAAAUACGUCAACCUGACCAUGUGUGGUCAACACGUGAGCUUGCAGCUAGACACUGGGUCGGACAUAACAGUCAUCAGUCGCUCGUUGUGGCAACAACUGGGCAAACCAUCGUUAGUUCCGGUAGAGGUCAACGCUAGGACAGCAUCGGGUGAGGAGCUUCAACUCGACGGUGAAUUCGAAACCAGCAUUGAAAUGGCAGGCUCCAAACCGACCACCGCCCCUUAUUACGCAUCUUCGGCCUAAAGAAAAGCAUCCCAGUAUUCACAGCGAAUAGACUGCAACGCUUUGCGCUAACACUGCAGUUAUACGACUUUUCGAUUGAGUACGUCCCCACCGGAAACUUUGGAAAUGCUGACAUUCUCUCAAGGCUCAUAAGAAAUCACGCUAAACCGGAGACAGAAUACGUCAUCGCCAGCCUCCAGCUAGAAGAGGAUGUAAGGUCCGUAGUUCUCAACAUGAUUAAUACAUUCCCUCUCAAUUUCAGAGACAUAGAGGAAGGGAUACGGACAGAUUCCCUACUAUGGAAGGUUCACAAAUACAUCCAAGAAGGCUGGCCGUCUGACUCGUCAUAUGGAAUGGAGUUAGCACGCUUCUAUAAUAGAAAGGAUGACCUGUCGACCGUAGGUGAUUGUGUUCUUUUUAGAGAGAGAGUAGUAAUCCCCAGAAAACUACGCAUGCGGUGCUUGAAUCAACUUCAUAGAGGGCAUCCAGGGAUUCAACGCAUGAAGUCCGUCGCUCGCAGCUAUUUAUACUGGCCAUCUAUUGAUGAGGAUGUAGCCGACUGCGUUUCCAGCUGUACAGCAUGCAUGGCAGUCGCAAAAUCACCACCUCUACUAGAACCAAAGUUUUGGCCAAAGACCACCAAACCGUGGGAAAGAGUGCAUAUAGACUAUGCAGGACCAGUUGAUGGAGCUAACUUUUUGAUCGUGGUUGACGCAUUCUCAAAGUGGCCUGAAGUUAUGAAGACAAUCACCACAACCACUACAGCUACCAUUUCGAUGCUGCGAAGCAUCUUUGCACGUUUUGGCAUGCCUGAAAAACUAGUCAGCGAUAACGGAGCCCAAUUUACAAGCGACACGUGUAAAGAUUACUGCAAGCAAAGUGGCAUUGAACAUAUUAAAACACCGCCGUUUCACCCACAGUCUAAUGGGCAAGCAGAGCGCUUUGUGGAUACUAUGAAAAGAGCCCUGAAGAAAAUCCAAUCAGAGGAGAUGUCCACUGAAACGGCACUCGACACCUUCCUGCAAACAUAUCGCUCAACUCCGCACCCUGCACUUAACCAACGCACGCCAGCUGAAGUUUUAUUUCAUCGAAACAUUAGAAUUCCCUUAGAUCUGAUACGCCCAACUACAACAACACAUUCCGAAGUCGACCAACGAGAUGAUCAGCAACCGCCAGCAGCUAGACAGUUUCAACCUGGAGAUGCUGUCUAUAUGAAACAUUAUUCGCGCAAUGCUUGGCAGUGGAUUCCCGGAAUGGAAUCGAAACGGAUCGGAAGCGUAAUGUACGAGAUUAUCACCGAUGGACAUCGCCCUCAUCGUCGACAUGCCAAUCAAAUGCGCGCACGUACAUCGAGUGGCCGAGGACAUCUUGCCGGCGACUCAACUAAGCAUCAGCUGCCGCUUGAUAUUCUUACGGAAGUGGCACCGACACCGUGGGCAACGACACCAAAGGCACCGAUACCCGUGGAACGGAACAACGAUCCGUCCAGCACAUCACAACGUUUUUCUUCCGAUAGGUCCCCAACGCAGCAGAUUGUACAGCCUCUACCAUCUGCAUCCGAGACCAGCAUCAGACAGCCGAUACAACCGCCACGCCGAUCUUCUAGGCUUAGAAGACCUCCGCGUAGGCUCGAUGGAUAUCGGCUAUACUAAAAAGGGGGAGAUGUUGUGACCCGACCUGCCGAACUUGCAAUCGCCGUUAUUGCAGUCACUCACCGCUGACAGUCCUGCCAGCGUGUUGAUGUGUUAGUGAGAGCGGUUCGGCAGGAUAGGGCAAUGAUCGCUCGCCAGGCCAACGAACGGGAGCGAUGGUGCCGAACACGUUGGUUGUAACGCGGCACUUACAAGAACGUCCUCGGUGCAAGCAGUCAGAUUUUUUUUUAU
Anopheles merus is the source of this 3321-nucleotide messenger RNA. RefSeq lists its product as uncharacterized. The record is from RefSeq and is a predicted model, not a curated record. Gene Ontology annotation, molecular function: nucleic acid binding. NCBI's taxonomy places the organism in Eukaryota, Metazoa, Arthropoda, Insecta, Diptera, Culicidae. The coding region runs from base 1672 to 3090 and encodes 472 amino acids. Gene Ontology annotation, biological process: DNA integration. The transcript has 2 exons.